Molecule: messenger RNA, 2601 nt
Organism: Cavia porcellus (domestic guinea pig)
Lineage: Eukaryota; Metazoa; Chordata; Mammalia; Rodentia; Caviidae
Gene: Slc46a2
Product: solute carrier family 46 member 2
Exons: 4
Coding region: 424-1854 (476 amino acids)
Biological process (GO): transmembrane transport
Cellular component (GO): membrane
Molecular function (GO): transmembrane transporter activity
Source: RefSeq, a predicted model, not a curated record
CGGCACGCCUGGCUGUGGGGAAAUUCGGCUUUCGUCAGGCGGCCGCGCUCACAGAAGCCGCGUGACGCGGCGGGCAGCAGGAGGGGCCGCGGGGACCAGGCUCGCCGUGCGCUUCCCGCCUAGGGCUUCCCUGGGCGGUCGCCAGCCCAGUUCCGCAGCCUCACGGGCGGGAAAGGGGGCGGAGCACAGCCUUUUGUGGCCUGGGAAGGCGUGGCAGAAACCUGGAGGCCCCUGACAGCCGGUGUCACACGCGCUGUGCGCCGGGUUGUGAUCGCUGUCGCCGGAGCAGAGCGCAGCUGGAUGCGCGGCGCUCUGGAGCCCAGCCCGGACCUCUCCGUAGUGGUCGAAUUUGGGGGGACAUCUCCGUGCCUCUCCGUGCAGCUGCCGCCAGCAAGCCCUUCUGUCCCCCAUUAGAGAGGUCACAUGGGCCAUCACGAAGUCACCUGCCCGUGGAGGGACCACCUGUCUCGCCUCCAGGUGAGGACCUGGAUCGAGCCGGUGGUGGCCUCGACACAGAUGGCCGCCUCCCUCUACGACGCAGGGCUACUCCUGGUGGUGAAGGCGUCCUUCGGGGCCGGGAACUCCUCCAUCCACAACACCACCCCUUCUCCCCGGGGGGCUCAAGAGGACCAACAGCAGAUGGCCAUCUCCAAUUUCUACAUCAUCUACAACCUCGUGGUGGGCCUGACGCCCUUGCUGUCCGCCUAUGGGCUGGGCUGGCUCAGUGACCGUUACCACCGCAAGAUCUCCAUCGCAGUGUCGCUGCUGGGCUUCCUGCUGUCCCGCCUCGGACUGCUCCUCAAGGUGCUGCUGGACUGGCCGGUGGAGAUGCUGUAUGGGGCGGCGGCGCUGAACGGCCUGGGCGGCGGCUUCUCAGCCUACUGGUCUGGGGUCAUGGCCCUGGGAUCCCUGGGCUCCUCCGAGGGCCGCCGCUCCGUCCGCCUCAUCCUUAUCGACCUGAUCAUGGGCUUGGCAGGGUUCUGCGGCAGCAUGGCCUCGGGACAUCUCUUCAAGAAGAUGAUCGGGCACUCCGCGCAGGGCCUGGUGCUGACGGCCUGCAGUGUGUCUUUCGCCUCUUUUGCAUUUUUCUACAGCCUCUUGGUGCUGAAGGUCCCCGAGGCUGUGGCCAAGCCCAGCAAGGAGCUCCCCAGCGUGGACACUGUAUCUGGCACAGUGGGCACUUACCGCAUACUAGAUCCUGACCAGCUGGAUAAGCAGAGUAUAGUGGGGCACCCUUCAUCACCUGGAAAAGCAAAGUCCCCCAAAACCAUCAUCACCCUGCUCUUUGUGGGUGCCAUCAUGUAUGACCUGGCAGUGGUUGGCACAGUGGACGUGAUGGCCCUUUUUGUGCUGAGGGAGCCCCUGAGUUGGAACCAAGUGCAGGUGGGCUAUGGUAUGGCUUCCGGGUACACCAUCUUCAUCACCAGCUUCCUGGGUGUCCUGGUCUUCUCUCGAUACUUCCGGGACACCACCAUGAUCAUGAUUGGCAUGGUCUCCUUUGGGUCAGGAGCCCUCCUCUUGGCCUUUGUGAAAGAGACAUACAUGUUCUACAUUGCACGAGCAGUCAUGCUGUUUGCGCUCAUCCCCAUCACAACCAUCCGGUCAGCCAUGUCCAAGCUCAUCAAGGACUCAUCUUAUGGAAAGGUGUUCGUCAUACUGCAGCUGUCCUUGGCUCUGACUGGAGUGGUGACAUCCACUAUAUAUAACAAGAUCUAUCAGCUCACCAUGGACAAGUUUAUCGGCACCUGUUUUGCUCUCUCCUCCUUCAUCUCCUUCUUGGCCAUUGUCCCGAUUGGCAUUGUGGCCUAUAAACAAGUCCCAGGUUUGCAACAUGAAGACAGGACAGAGAAAUGAAGCUGCAGACCUGCAGGAGCUAAAAACACCAGCAGAGGCUAGAUCUUCCAGAAGACUAAUGAAGGGACCAGAAAGCUGGUGACCAAAGCAACUACUACUCAAGAAACCUACAUUCCAGCCCUAAUCUGCCUCCAGUGACUCUGGGUUAGGGUCCCAGGUGGAAGGGAAAAACACUUUCUGGGUGAUGGAAGAACUUUCUCAGUUUUCAGAUGCCCCUGUUAGGCAGAGGUUAAGUUCUGGGGGUACAGGAUGCCGUCCCAGCCCUAGAGAGGCCGUGGGCUCCAACCUCAGCUGCCAGCCCCCUUUCUUCAGGUACUGUCUUGAUGGCUCCAGCACAGGACUAAUUGGUCACCUGAGUGCUGUGCCUGAAGUUCCAUGGAAGGCCUGUGUUUUUAACAGCCUGAAGGAAAGGAAUGUUUUAUAAAGAACCAGCAGUUUUGGAUGAACAAGGUCUUUGAAAUUAAAAUAAAACCUUGAAAAAAAUGUCAGCCUUCUUUUCUGGGGCCUCAUUAGCCAUGGAAAUCCAAGAGAAAUGGAGCUGCUGGGUAGUGUUGUUGCCAUGGUUGUUUCUGAGAGCAAAAAGUUUCAUUAACAGAACAGUCAGUUGAGUACUUUCAACCAGCAAUACUUUCCAAAGUGGGUGGUGUAAAGGAAGAAGCUCUAUAAAAACCAUUUAAUUUCAAGGUAUUUAUUUUUAUUAUCUAUUUUGCUUACAUAUUAAAAACAGGCUCACCUCUCAAAUCAGCA